GCUCCACCAUGCGGCAAAGACAGACAGCACCAACAAAGAACAUUAAGAUGAUUCAAUUCGCAGCUUGCAGCUGUACGACAGGAAAGGAUGAACAUUUUAUGCAUGAAAAGUAUAAUUUUUGGUUUUGUGUACAGAACAUGGACGAACAUUAGCGGGUCCUUAUGGAAUUAGAGGAAUUAAUCACAUGUUUUAACACUGUUCUCGUUACGUGAUGAGAACAAAAUAUGAUAAACCAGGUGGUGUGCCCCACAGCAGAAAUAAUCUCGUAGCAUACGCAUAAAGCGAUAUUUUGCACUUAAAAACACAAUCCUUGUAUUUCUAAGUCUUGAUGGCACAUUCUCCGUGGUAAAAACAAAUUUUAAAAUUUAUGUCAAACAAAUUAAAACAACAAAUGGCACAUAAACUAAAGAAACCAACAAAGAUGAGCAAUUGCGCAGAAAAUCUUUUGCUUAUCACUCGGAAAGAUAAAAAGUCGAUGCAGGAGAUAGACGAAACGUUCUCUGCUACCAUAAAAGACGGCACUGUAAAAUUAAAUAAUAUCAGUUAUUACGAAAUUAGCUCGGAGGGUAUGAACAAGUCGAACAAAUGCGGUUAUAUAAAACGGUUAGAAUCGCCUGAAAAUUACCUGGGAACAGGUACGACCGAUUCCUUCAAUUGGUCAGAGUACGAUCAGUACCUGCAGGAUGGCACUGAACAGCCUUUUUCUGGCAGUGACAACUUGGUAGCGCACGCUGAACUGUUUAUCGAUUGUAUGAAGAAGAUGGAAAGAGAGCGCGAGUAUUAAAACGUGUGUAGAUCAGAGCAGUACAAUAAACAGG
Messenger RNA from Vavraia culicis subsp. floridensis, 818 nucleotides. RefSeq lists its product as uncharacterized. The record is from RefSeq and is a predicted model, not a curated record. The transcript has a single exon. NCBI's taxonomy places the organism in Eukaryota, Fungi, Microsporidia, Pleistophoridae. Bases 368 to 784 code for a protein of 138 amino acids.